AUGCGUGAGGCGAUUUGCAUCCACAUUGGGCAGGCGGGUGUGCAGAUUGGCAAUGCAUGCUGGGAGCUUUUCUGCCUUGAGCACGGUAUCCAGCCUGACGGCCAGAUGCCUUCUGAUAAGACGAUCGGAGGCGGCGACGAUGCCUUCAACACGUUCUUCUCUGAGACUGGAGCCGGUAAGCACGUCCCCCGCUGUGUGAUGGUCGACCUGGAGCCCACCGUGGUCGAUGAAGUACGUACUGGUACCUACCGCCAGCUGUUCCACCCUGAGCAGCUCAUCUCUGGCAAGGAGGACGCCGCGAACAACUUCGCGCGAGGGCACUACACCAUCGGCAAGGAGAUCGUCGACCUCGUCCUGGAUCGGAUCAGGAAGUUGGCCGACAACUGCACUGGCCUCCAGGGCUUCAUGAUCUACAAUGCCGUUGGCGGAGGCACCGGCUCCGGGCUCGGCUGCCUGAUGCUGGAGCGCUUGUCUGUGGACUACGGGAAGAAGACGAAGGUCUCGUUCACCGUGUGGGCUUGCCCGCAGGUCGCCACGGCAGUGGUGGAGCCCUACAACACUGUGCUUUGCGUGCACUCCCUCCUGGAGCACACAGAUGUCACCAUCAUGUACGACAACGAGGCAUUGUACGAUAUAUGCCGCCGCAAUCUUGACAUCGAGCGCCCUACUUACACCAAUCUGAACAGGCUGCUGGCGCAGAUCAUCUCCUCGCUGACAGCGUCGUUGCGCUUCGACGGUGCUCUGAACGUGGACAUCACCGAAUUCCAGACGAACUUGGUGCCCUACCCACGCAUUCACUUCAUGCUCUCCAGCUAUGCACCCGUGAUCUCUGCGGAGAAGGCGUACCAUGAACAGCUGUCAGUGGCGGAGAUCACCAUGUCCGUCUUCGAGCCCGCAUCCAUGUACGUGAAGUGCGACCCUCGUCAUGGAAAGUAUAUGGCAUGCUGUAUGAUGUAUCGCGGAGACGUAGUGCCCAAAGAUGUGAACGCUGCGGUAGCUACUAUAAAGACCAAGCGCACCAUUCAAUUCGUGGACUGGUGCCCCACGGGCUUCAAGUGCGGCAUCAACUAUCAGCCUCCCACAGUGGUCCCUGGUGGCGACCUGGCCAAAGUCAUGCGCGCCUGCUGUAUGAUCAGCAACUCCACCGCCAUCGCAGAGGUCUUCUCGCGCAUCGACCACAAGUUCGACCUCAUGUACUCGAAGCGCGCGUUCGUGCACUGGUAUGUGGGCGAGGGUAUGGAGGAGGGCGAGUUCUCCGAGGCUCGCGAGGACCUGGCGGCGCUGGAGAAGGACUACGAGGAGGUUGGCAUCGAGACCGCGGAGGGCGAGGGCGAGGAAGAGGGCUACGGCGACGAGUUCUGA
Messenger RNA from Prorocentrum cordatum, 1362 nucleotides. Lineage: Eukaryota; Dinophyceae; Prorocentrales; Prorocentraceae. The record is from the annotation of a GenBank genome assembly.